UUGCUCUCCCACAAGUCCUCACCCGGGGCCCACUACGGCUGGUGGCUGGUAGGAAUCGGCGUUGUGAUUUUGACGCUCGCCGGCACGCAACUGGUCGGAUCGUUCGUGUCGUUGCUCUACUCAGGGGAUCACGUAGGCACGAGAGCGUGGCUGGUAAGGGAGAUCGCAUUCUCGGAGCGGGUAAGCCUUGCCCUACUGCCGCUGGCCGGCCUGGCAGUGGACCGGUUCGGCCCGCGCUCGAUGCUGCUGGCUGGGCUGUCAUUGUGCGCCGCGGCGGCGAUUGCAGCUUCAAUGAUUCCGGUGGAAGGAGUUGCGCUGGCGCUGCUUCCGGUGUUGAUUGCCGGCAGGGUGAUGGGAACCAGCACGCCAGUGAUGGCAGCCAUCAACCAUUGGUUCCACGACAGGAGAGCCCUGGCAAUUGCUGUGGUCCUUUUCGCGGUGUCGGCGCUGAAUCUGCUGCCAUUGCCGGUGUUUUGGGGUGAGCGGGCGAACACCCUGGCCUUGGGCACGGUCAUACUCGCGGUUGGCUUGCCACUGGCCGCGCAGGUCCAUCUGCCAAACGAUAUGGCCGGAACGCACGGCAACGCGGACGAAUCAGCCGUCGGCGGGGACAAGCUAUGGGAUGAUGGUCACCCAACGGUCGAAUAUGGAUGGGUGGAGGCGGUCAGGUCGCGCGAGUUCUGGCUGUUAACGGUAGCCGCAGCCUGCCUGGCGGCGGCCGAUCAACUUACCCUAACGCUGAUAUUCUCGGUAGCGGAUUAUAGGUUUCAGCUGGAAGGCUCGUAUCUGACCUUGGAAAACCAGCACCGGAUCGCGUCCGUUUUGUUCAUUCUCGUUGGCGGCUUGGUGGGUACCAGAGUGCGGCUCCGCACUGCCUUGUUGGCGUUCUCCUUACUCCACGUGAUCGCGGUGGUCCUGAUCACGUUCGCCCCGAGCGCGUGGUGGCUGUUUGCAGGGAUGCUCGUCCUGGGCGCCGGCAGCGGCGGUGGCGUGGCCCUCGGCAUCGCGGCGGUCGGCGAGUAUUUCGGAAGACGACGCUUCGCCACGCUGCGGGCCACCCACUGGCUGAUCGUUCGGAUGAUGGCAGCUCCCUCGGCGUUCGGCCUUCUCCUGUUCUCCGAUCUCCUACCGAAUGCUCGGCGACCCGAAACCGGCUCCAUCGCAGACUCCGCAAAUUGA
This is a messenger RNA of Geodia barretti, 1179 nucleotides long. The record is from the annotation of a GenBank genome assembly. NCBI's taxonomy places the organism in Eukaryota, Metazoa, Porifera, Demospongiae, Tetractinellida, Geodiidae.